Molecule: messenger RNA, 1475 nt
Organism: Cuscuta campestris
Lineage: Eukaryota; Viridiplantae; Streptophyta; Magnoliopsida; Solanales; Convolvulaceae
Source: the annotation of a GenBank genome assembly
CGAAACUCUUCUGCUCUUCGUUCUACAUUGCUUACCGUCGUCGGAUACCUUCAAGAACUACCACACAUCUCUUUGCCAUGGAGAACACCGGAGCAAGUAGCGGGUUCCAGUACAAGAGAAGAAGAAUUCUAACCCAAACACAAAGGGAGGAGAUGGAGAAUGAAAACCAGAUUUCUGCUGAGGUAACUCCAUCUGUGGAGGGUCAAUCGUUCCUGGAUGCUUCGGAAAUUGAGUUUGAGGCAACUGCAGAGUGGUAUUUGAACUUCCAUCCUCUAGAGACCACAAAACACCCCGAGUUGGAUGCAUUUGUGGCAAAAUUAGAGUGUAGAGGGGAAGUCCACAUUCCGGUGGAGAGGAAGAGAAAAGCCCGGAAUGUCCCUUCACCAACAAGAGAUAAUUCUGAAGAGCGUAAUGAGCACAUCUCCUCUCCCCAAGAAUCUCAGAGGAGUCAGAGCCUUAGGGAAUCUCCUUCUAGAGUCUCCCAUUCCAACAUCCCAAAUCCAUCGUCUCCUAACCCUCACCCCGCCAAGCCUUCAUCCAAUACCUUUCAAGAACUCUUUGAUCGAAUGUCAAAGAAAAUUGAUAACAUUGCAGAAGAACAAAGAAAGAGGUUUGAAGUGCUUGAAAAAAAAGUUGAUGCUUUGUCAACUUUAAUAAAUCAAAAGAUUGUGAAUAAGGUGCCAGAGACGACAAUCAUGGGUGAUUGUAAGGAGACUGAGGCACGAAAUCCUUCCCCUGACCAUAAGGUUUCUCCAAGACUUGAUAUUCUCCAAAUUGUUGGGGAAAUUAAACAAGAGCACGAGAAUCAACCUUCAACUCUUUCUGAUUCUGUUCUUAGUUUAGAGAACAGAAAGGCUGAGUCUACCCACGAGACAAUGGGAACAGAAGAUGCUACCUCAAUGAAGCCUCUGCAGGAAAUGGUUGAGUCUUGCCAUGAGGUAAUGGAAAUAGACGCUGCUGCUGCUUCUAUGAAACCUCUGCAGGCUGAGUCUACCCACGAGACAAUGGGAAUAGAAGAUGCUGCCUCAAUGAAGCCUCUGCAGGAAAUGGUUGAGCCUAGCCAUGAGGUCAUGGAAACAGACGCUGCUGCUUCUAUGAAAACUCUGCCAGACAAGGUUGUUUCUCCCCCGAAGGAAUUGGGAGAAGAGGCUGAAAUUACUGAUGGCAUUGUGUAUGGAAAGCCCUUAAGUGAAGAAUUUUGCGAAGCAAAUGGCUUUGUAGAGGGAAAAACAGAUGUCACUCUCAUAGGACCCAACAUGUAGCCCGUGGUCUGCACACUCAAGGUUGAUUGUAUUGGUGAUGGGUUCCUGAAGAGAAUGUGGCGUUACUUUGUUGAUUCGAAUGGUUUGCGUGUUGGAGACAAGCUUGUGAUGAGGCCGGUGGGGAACAACACCUUUAUGGUGGGAGUUUACCGUCAUCAUAGACGGGAAACAAAAAAUUAAUUGAUUGUUAUUUAAUGAACAUUAUCAUUAUCU